Molecule: messenger RNA, 912 nt
Organism: Papaver somniferum (opium poppy)
Lineage: Eukaryota; Viridiplantae; Streptophyta; Magnoliopsida; Ranunculales; Papaveraceae
Exons: 1
Coding region: 1-912 (303 amino acids)
Molecular function (GO): nucleic acid binding; RNA-DNA hybrid ribonuclease activity
Source: RefSeq, a predicted model, not a curated record
AUGUUUAGGAAUGAAGUAGAAACAACAGAACAUCUUCUUUUCCAUUUUCCUUAUGCUAAGACAGUAUGGAACUCUUCUCCUAAUCCUGUCACUCUAAAUCUAGAUACCUCAAUUACGAUUGUAGAUCUUUGCAAAAAAUGGAUGACUAAUCCUAGGACUGACAUUUCCAUUGAAUUACUUCUCACUAAAAUGUGGUUCAUCUGGAAAGAAAGGUGUGAUAAAAUCUUUGAGGACAAAACUAAAAAUGCUAAUAUUCUAGCCUUAGAAAUACAAAGACAUGUAGAAUUUUGGUCUACGAGAAAAAGAAAAACUACCAAGUCUAAACAGGUGCAAAAGAAUAAAUUAAAUCCUAAAUGGAAGGCUCCGAAUAUAGAUACCCUAAAGAUCAAUGUAGAUGCAUCUUGGAUCUCAGAAGUAUUACCAUCUACUUGUGCUUUUAUCUUGAGAAAUUAUACAAGAGAUUGUGAAAGAGGAAGAGCAGGACAAGCAGCAGGUUCUGACCCACAAGAGGCAGAGCCUAUAGGAGUGUUGCAGGCGGCCAUAUGGGCUAAGGAAAGGAAGAUUCAGAACUUCAGUAUCGAAGGCGAUUGCGAGAGUAUUUUCAUUUACAUCCAUGGGAAAAAUUCAGACAUCUCCGGGAGAACUAAAGCUUAUAUUAAUGAAGCAAAUAGAAUAUCUCAUCUCUGCAAUAAUUUUCUGGGUUUCUUUUUUGUUCCUAGAUUAGGCAAUCAAGUAGCGGAUAUUUUGGCAAAGUCUGUUAGGCCUUUGAAUUCGACUGUUGAAUGGGGAACUUCUCCACCGGUUUGUAGCAGAAAACAACUUCUAGUAGAUAAAUCUAAUAUUGGGAACUCUCCUAAUCCCAGAUUAGAUGGCUCUACUUCUUUUGUAACCUCGACUCUUUCCGAGUCUUAG